Messenger RNA from Serpula lacrymans var. lacrymans S7.9, 366 nucleotides. RefSeq lists its product as uncharacterized. The record is from RefSeq and is a predicted model, not a curated record. The annotation marks the transcript as partial. Lineage: Eukaryota; Fungi; Basidiomycota; Agaricomycetes; Boletales; Serpulaceae. The transcript has 2 exons.
AUACUGGUCAAUCCAACAGGCAAACCGGGGAACUUUCAUGGGGUUGACUGGUGCGUUGAAUUGUAUAAUCUAUUCAUCAAGUUUAAAAAUGGUGGUGUGGGAUCUAACAAAAUGGUUGAGCGAAUAAUUUUAGAGCCACCACUGGUUCAAGUCUAUCACAACACUCACCUUACUGUAGAAAAGAAUUUGCUUCAGAGUCAUCUUACCAGUAAACAUGCAGACACAGAUAUGAGGAAAAUAUUUGCAAUCCUGUUGAAGGAUAUGGAAAUCAACUUGGCACAUAAUAUAAAGCUUGGACACAAAACACGAUAUGUUAUUCCCAACCUACUAGACAAAGGCAUAGCAGCAUAUACAUUGUAUACUUAG